Messenger RNA from Triplophysa dalaica, 8669 nucleotides. RefSeq names its product solute carrier family 8 member 4a (gene slc8a4a). The coding region runs from base 723 to 3536 and encodes 937 amino acids. Gene Ontology annotation, molecular function: calcium:sodium antiporter activity. The record is from RefSeq and is a predicted model, not a curated record. NCBI's taxonomy places the organism in Eukaryota, Metazoa, Chordata, Actinopteri, Cypriniformes, Nemacheilidae. Gene Ontology annotation, biological process: cell communication; sodium ion transmembrane transport; calcium ion import across plasma membrane. The transcript is spliced from 9 exons. Gene Ontology annotation, cellular component: postsynapse; axon; sarcolemma.
UUCUUCUGAUGCCUUUUCUUUUUCUUCGUAGAAAUUAUGUUCACCACUUACUCACGGAAAGUCUAUUUUGAGGGGUUUAUUUCUAGAAUGCAAUUGCUAUAGAAUUGGACAUUUUACAUUUGUGAUCCAGUGUUUGGGACGCAUGGGCAGCAGCUGGUGUUUCCGAACAUCUAGAAGACCUUUCAUAUCUAGAAGAUCUUUCAUCAAUCACUUUUUUUAAACCCGUUCCUAUUUAACAUCAAUGUUGCAUUCUUCAGAUUUUACCACUGAGGCAAACAUUUUAUGUUAAAUGUAAGACGAAUGUACCACUCCUCACUUCCUUUUGUUCUUCCCGUGAGCGAGAUUCUUAUAAAAAAAUCUUAAUUCUACAGCUCGACUGGAUCGUGUGUGUUUGUGUCACUUGUGUUUGUAUUGUUUGAACUGUCAAAUCAAAAGCAUCGCUCUACAGCUCGUGCGCAUCACCGCUACUCCGCGGCGCGCACCGGACGCGCACCGGGCAGAUUCACUGUGAAUUCCAACGCGGUAAAUAGAAAUACAGAAGAGCGAGACACGAGCGCGUGCAUCCGUCCACAAGAAUUCAGACUCCGUCUGUGAACAAAGUUGUUCUUCAAACAUCUGCCUAUACCAGAGCAACCCAAUAUGAACCUCUUUUAACCGGAGCAGAGGUUUUAUUGGUUGUCAACUCCGCGACUGGUGGACACAGUUACCGUUGCACUGCCACCAUGCCUCACUUGCACCUGCCGUCCAUCCCUUUCUCCCUCACCCCCUGCCUUUCCUCUAUCCUCCUGAUUUUCCUUUUGGGCCUCACUCAUGUCUCUCAGGCCAGCCCUGACGUGUCUGAGAGCACACCAGGAAACUGCUCAGGGGAGGACAGCUGCUCCGAAGGUGUCGUCCUGCCGGUGUGGAACCCCCAAAACCCAUCGGUGGGUGACAAGGUUGCACGUGCCAUUGUCUACUUCGUGGCUCUCAUCUACAUGUUCUUAGGCAUGUCUAUCAUUGCUGACCGCUUCAUGUCCUCCAUCGAGGUCAUCACCUCUCAAGAGAAAGAGAUAACGAUCAAAAAACCCAACGGUGAAGUCACCACAACGACCGUGCGCAUCUGGAACGAGACCGUGUCCAACUUGACCCUCAUGGCUUUGGGGUCUUCAGCUCCUGAGAUCCUCUUGUCUGUGAUUGAGGUCUGCGGGCACAAAUUUGAGGCAGGUAACCUCGGGCCGAGCACAAUCGUGGGCAGCGCCGCCUUCAACAUGUUCAUCAUCAUCGCCAUCUGCGUUUACGUGGUUCCUGACGGGGAGGUGCGAAAAAUCAAGCACUUGAGGGUUUUCUUUGUGACCGCGGCCUGGAGUGUGUUCGCCUACAUCUGGCUGUACCUGAUACUGUCGGUCUUCUCUCCUGGUGUGGUGGAAGUCUGGGAGGCUGUUCUCACUUUCUUCUUCUUUCCGCUGUGUGUGGUUCAGGCCUGGAUCGCUGACCGCCGACUGCUCUUUUACAAAUACGUACACAAGCGCUACCGGGCUGACAAACAUCGUGGCAUCAUAAUCGAAACAGAGGGCGACGGCAUGUUUACCAAAAUGGACAUGGAGAUGGAUGGGCAGGGCGUCAACUCUCACAAAGAGGCUCUCGAUGGCAUGCUGGCCGGAGUUGAGGAAGGAGGAGGUGGUGGAGGAGAAGAAGAUGAGGCCAGAAGGGAUAUGGCUCGUACACUGAAGGAGCUCAAACAGAGACACCCGGAGAAGGACAUGGAGCAACUGAUUGAGAUGGCUAACUAUCAAGUGCUGGUACAGCAGCAGAAGAGUCGAGCUUUUUACCGCAUCCAGGCAACCCGCAUGAUGAUCGGAGCAGGCAACAUCUUGAAGAAACACGCAGCAGACCAGGCCAGGAAGGUGGUGAGCUGCCACGAGUCUAAUGCCCAGGAAGAAGACCCUCAUACCAUCUAUUUUGAGUUUGAGCCCUCGCAUUACCAAUGCUUCGAGAACUGCGGCUCCUUAAAACUUUCUGUCACUCGACAUGGUGGAGACAGUGGGUGCACGGUUAAGGUCGACUACCGCACAGAAGACGGAACAGCUAACGCGGGAUCAGACUAUGAAUUCGCCGAGGGUACUCUGGUCUUUAAACCGGGCGAGACAGUGAAGGAGCUGACAGUUGGUGUGAUUGAUGAUGACAUAUUUGAGGAAGAUGAGCAUUUCUACGUACACCUCAGCAACCCUCGAGUCGUCCACCGUGCUGAGGUAUCAGUCCUCGACCCUAACGCUGUGUCUUCAGGCAACAGUAUCAUAGGGUCCAGCCACGUUCCUCCUAAAGCCGCCCUGGGUAACGCUCACAGCGCUACGGUGACCAUUUACGAUGACGACCAUGCUGGAAUCUUCACAUUCGAGAGCAAUUCCACACGAGUGAGUGAGAGUGUGGGCAUCAUGCAGGUGAAAGUCCACAGAACCUCAGGAGCACGAGGGAAGGUGGCAGUGCCGUACCACACUACAGAGGGCACAGCCAAAGCUGGAGAAGACUAUGAGGAGGGGGCUGGCAAACUGGAGUUCCUCAACGAUGAGACCAUGAAGAUCCUGGAGGUUCAGAUCAUUGAUGACGAAGAAUAUGAGAAAAAUAAAACCUUCACCAUUCACCUGGGAGAGCCGGUGCUGCUGGAGAUAGGACAAAAACACGGAGACUCUAAUGAUAACAAGCCGGCGGUGGGAGCAGAUGAAGAAGAAGUGACCAAGAUGGGUUGCCCGAGUCUGGGAGAGCACACAAAGAUGGAGGUGGUCAUCGAAGAAUCCUAUGAAUUCAAGAAUACUGUCGACAAGCUUAUAAAGAAGACAAACUUGGCACUGGUGGUGGGCAGCAGUAGCUGGAGAGAGCAGUUUGUAAGCGCUGUAACUGUCAGUGCAGGUGACGAUGAUGAGGAGGAGAGCGGAGAAGAGCGGUUGCCCUCAUGCUUCGAUUACAUCAUGCACUUCCUAACAGUAUUCUGGAAAGUUCUGUUCGCCUUUGUCCCACCCACCGAGUACUGGAACGGCUGGGCCUGCUUCAUUGUCUCCAUAACUCUCAUCGGAGUCCUGACCGCCGUUACCGGAGAUCUGGCAUGUCACUUUGGUUGUACAGUAGGCCUUAAGGACUCUGUCACAGCUGUGGUGUUUGUGGCCCUGGGUACAUCUGUGCCUGACACCUUUGCCAGUAAAGUGGCAGCCAUCCAGGACCAAUACGCGGAUGCGUCCAUUGGAAACGUGACCGGUAGUAACGCAGUGAACGUCUUCCUUGGAAUCGGAGUGGCAUGGACCAUCGCCGCCGUGUACUGGCAGAGUCAAGGAAAACAGUUCAAGGUCCCGCCGGGCUCCCUUGCUUUUUCCGUCACCCUCUUCACAAUCAUGGCACUGUUGUCCGUCGCCAUUCUUCUUUACCGCCGUCGGCCCAACGUUUCCGGGGGCGAGCUGGGUGGCCCGCGAACCGCCAAGCUGCUCACUGUGUUUCUGUUCCUCACGUUCUGGCUCAUCUACAUCCUGCUGUCCUCUCUGGAGGCAUAUUGCCAUGUGCCUGGCUUCUAACAACGAGAAAGGGAAAUGUACUUCUCGCUGUAUAACCCCCUGAUCAUUCUUCCUGCAGUCGUGUAUAUGAGAAGUCUUAAAUAAGUGUUUACAUUUGUUCUUACUGAUAAUUGUCGUGGUACAAACUGAACUUGCAUCCUGUCACCAACACGGAAUAGUCGGGCGUCAGUGGAGGAUGAUGGAGAAUCUGUGGUUUGGUACGCAGCUUCUCUUUAUAGAUGUUCUAUCUCACACGGUGUCUGUCAGCACCUGGAUAUUGAGACACAGCAGCACUUAUCCAAAAUACUCUCCAGAGAGCCCCCUCAACAUUUUUCCCGCUUCAGCGCUCGUUUUUUUUCAAGGACGGUCCUUUAGCCUCACUUUGAGAUUCUUUCAGAAACCCCCGUAUCACUUCUCCCGGGCCCUUUCAAUAGACUCAUUCCCAUUGCAGAUAUUUGGGCUUGCUGCUCACCUCCACUUUCCCCGGAGACAUGAUCAUUCUCAUAGCUCUUCUGUUGCCUGUUACUUUCAGCUCCCUAUAGAUCUUUUUACCUCUCUAAUGGCAUUCAUAUUUCAAAAAUGUAAUUUUAACCUAAAUUGUCCAGGGAGACUGAACCCCCGCAACAGCCCCGCCCACAAAAUGACACGUGCCACACCCCUGUCCCAGCUGUGAUCCUGAUCUCAACACAUCCUAAACCACACCCUCUUUCAUUCUAAUCUUUUUUUAAUGUCAAGUGCUUGUGUUGUAGAUCUUUGAAGAUUUUUUUUUACCAUACUACUGAAAUCAAAUAUCUGUGAAGAGAAAUAUCGUAGAGAGAAAAGCGAGAUGAACUUUUAUGAUGUUUUUAGUUGAUGUAAAUGAGAGAGAUGCGUAUUUUGCAUGGCACAACCUUAGUGAUAGAAGUUGAAUGGAGACCAAAAGAAGUAGUUUAAAGAUGACUGUGUCAUAACAACCAAGUAUCGGUGUUUAUUCGUGUGAUAUUUAUUUAUAUUUAUUACUAUCAACUAUGUAUUACAUGGGGAAAUUUUAUGGACUGUAUGUGGGUGAUGAGAGAUUUAACAAAUGAGUGUCGAAUGAGUGUUUUCUGUGUUCAAAGUCUUGUGCAUAUGAAUGUGUCCUAACCAAUCGAUUAAUUGCGAAUAAUCGAUUCCACCAAUCAAAGUUGGUGUUUAUAAAAGUUGUGUGCCGUGCAUAUGUAAGGGAUAAUCCACGUCUAGCCGUGUAUUAGAAUUUUAAUGCAUGAUGUGGAGCCCAAGAACGUCUGCGGUUGCCUCUGCGAAGUGCAUUAAAAUACUUUAAUAUAAGGCUAGUCGUGCAUUAUAGCGCUUAUACCAUGGUCAUUUGCCAAGGUUUUAAUAAACACCUUCAGAAUCAAGUAUUCAAACAGAUUAUGAUAUAAUUAUGUGUAUACAAUAUAAACUCCACACACGCAUAUUAUAUAAACACAAACUUUUUUAAUCAAUGAAUGGCGAUUAAUCGAUUUGACCGAUGAGUCCUAAUGUAUGAAAACGUAUCGUACUCAAGCACAGUGAACUCUGUGACGUUACAGAUUCAUUUUCUGUCCAGUCCUGUGAGUUUCUGGAGCUUUCUUCCUCUUCCAUGUUUCUACAAUUGACUGCAGCUUCCGUGUGGUACAUCACUUCUAAUGCCGUUGCUCUGAUAGAGUCUUAAAUCGUGCUGUCGUACAAAGCCAUGUUCCGCACUGUGUAAAUGUAAAUGCUAAUAUCUAAGAGGCUGGGCAUCAUUGAGUCAUGUGGUCGUGUGCGAACGCAACAAGGGUGCCUUGAUAUCAACAAUGUCAUUAGGCCAUAAACUAAGUCUGUCAUUGGGUUUACACUGUUUUACAGGCCAUGUUUUCACAUGUCUAACAUAAAAAAAUUAUGGUGGGAUUUGUAAAUGUCUUGUUAUUGCAAUUUACAUUUGAAAUGUGAGGCCCUCAAUUUUAUCGCAUUAAUCCAGAGCUGUAUAUAUUUAUUCAGGUGAUUAUUUCGGAUCACGGCUAACUAAUUUGCAUUUACCCGCAUACCUAAUGUAUUGGAUUUCAGUUCAGGGUACCUUUCUAAUCAGCUUCCUCCAUAUGGUACUUAAUUCAUGAGCUUUAGUCCAUUUUCAGUCAGCCAGGAAUUAAACUAGCCAAGUUAGCCCAAGUUCUUUCUUUCCUUCGCUCUUCUUUGUAAAGCGAUACAGUUGUUACGGGUUUCAGUUUGCAGAUAUUUCAUAAUUGUUUACAAGCGUGUCCCAGCUAUCAGCCAUCUGUGCUUGGUCCAUCCUGGGACACGUUACACGAAACACUCAGUUAUAGCUGUGGGACACUUGGGUGUUGUUUACACUUAUGGGUCCCGGAUGACAUGUAACUUUUAAAGAGCCUGUCCAAAAGAGCAUGUUAAAAAUGAUAAGAGGAACUCCGAGUUCCAUUACCCGUUGGCGAGUGUAAUGACGCCAAUGGCGUAAUGCGCCACUUAAGAUGCAAGAAAUUGCAGAGGGAAAUGUGUCCAUUGGUUCAGAAGCGACUGGGUUUUACAGCCCUACAUUUUAAUGAGUGAUAAAAUAUAUGGUUUCAACAAAUCCACAGUCUGCCAUCUAUAGAAGUGUUCCACUCACUUCCUCCAGAUCACAUCACCAGAUCCAGCGUGACGUGAAAGUGGGUGGACCAGAUGUACAUUUUUAUUAGCGUGCUUGUAUUUAUACAUUCUGACUUUUCAAUGAUACCAGAUUUAAAAAAGCAAGGAGCAAGGUAUUUUUAGUGCUUCUUGUUGCUAGGCGACGUUUCAAAGAGUCAUUGUCUUUCUGUCGUUAUGUCAUUGCACUCGGGUGGGUGUGGAAGAGGGCUGCCGGUUUGUAAUUACUUCAUAAGGUCACUUUCCUUUCUCUUUUUAAACCGAUCACACAGGGUUAUUGAACUUGAAGUUGCACCCUAAAUAAGGGACAGUCCCUUAUUAGAGAGUAAGCGGAAAUGUAAGUUGCCCUAGGAGUUUUGAAUAGGAAAAUGAAUAAGAGCUGAUGUUGUUUUGUUGAUUGAUCUCCCUAAGGUCAAAUAUAGCAGGAUUAUGACACUUGGUAAUGUUGCAUCAGACUAAUGGAGUAUUUCAAAAAUGUAACAACAGCAGAGGGGGUUAUGGUAAUCUCAAUUUAAUGUACAAAAGCCAGUGGAUAACCACAAACGAUAAAGGAAAGUACCGUAUGAGACCUGUACACCCACUAUAAAAAUCUGAUAGUUAACGGAGACUGGGAAGGAGCAUCCCUUGUGGGCUUAUGGCCUAAAGCAUAGUGUUAUCUAACUGUGAUUUAUGAUCAAAUAAGAGUAGAAACACACAGUGACCGUAUCCACUUCCAUUUUUUAAAGAACAGUUCACCCCAAAAUGAAACUAUGUAAUUACUCAUGUCAUUCAGAACCCAUGUGCUUUUUUUAAGGACUCAUUACAAAGUUGUUAAAGUUUGGACUACUGUUAAGUAAUCCGUGGUUGUCAAGCUCUAAAAAGGAGCCAAUAUAUAAAAAUAGUCAGAAUGACUGAAAUGUUUGUUUUAAAGUCUUUUAAAACCAGAAGGAUAAAGUUAGUUUGUGUGAGGAACAAAAAAUGCAUUCAUGAUGUACUUAAUAUGUUGGUUUUUGGCCCUUUCGACUUAUUGGACCUAUUUUGUAUCUUACGGUGCAGAUAAAUGUUUUGUUUCCUCAAAAUUUAAAAGCACACGAUAGGUCUUUAUGGUACAAUUCUGUACCCAAAAAGAUACAAGACAUUUUAUGUUUUGUGCCUAUAGAAGUACCAAAAGGAAACCUUAAGGAAAGGUUAUAGUUAUAGUAUAUAGGUUAUAUACAUUGUUAAAUUGGUCCAUCUGCUCAUAGAUUUUUUGUAAUUGACGAUCUUUAGUUGAUAUAUUCUCCUCUGUCUUGUCAGUCUAUGGUGCGCAAUCACGAGAGCACUUUGUAUGCAUGCUCAUUCCGUUUGUGCACCGAUCGCCCCAUGGCCAAUUAAGACCCCAUGAGGUCUUAAAACAUGUUGAACAUCAUGUGGGUGAGUAAAAUAUAACAAAAUUUUGAUUUUGAGGUGAACUUUUCCUUUAAGGGUACCACCUCAGUGACACUAGAAGUUGGGAUAUAGGCACAAGCUUCCACGAGGUGCUUCAAUCCGUUAUUCACGAAAAGCUAUUGUAUGGCUUCAGAAGACUUGACUAUAUAUAUAUAAAUAUAAUAUAUUUUAGGUUGCUUCAAUUGUGUAUUUGUCCUAUUUGGAAAGCCACUAUGAAGCAUUGUUGUGUGAAAAGAGCUGCGCAAUGAUUUUACUGUGUUCCACAGCGAAUAAAAACAACAGAAUUUUCAAGUCAAUAAUGAUAGAAUUAUAAUUUUCUGCGAACUAUGCCUUUAAAUAGGUGCACAGUGAAGCAAAUCGUAAGCACAAGCAAUUUUGUCCCACCUAAACAGCUAAUAUAAAAUGCACCAUGUUCUCUCCAUUAAUGUACCACUGGAAUGCUUUUUAUUAUGAAUCAGCAUCUUUUGUAAUAGUCGACAUUGAGGAAGCACAAAGCAGCGUAAAGGUUUCUUACCUCCCCAACUCCCUCAAAUAAACAAAUAAAAAAGAAAAGUUCUUAUCAGAUAUUCACAGUGCAUCUCAGCAUGCUUGUUUCUUUCCUGAAUGUCAGGGUGUUUGUGUGUCAUGUGAGAGUCUCGGUCUGUCACAAGUGCUCUCGUGAUACAAUCUUAAAGCAUGUCUUUUCUAUGUGCGUGCGUUUGUCCUCUACUAUUUGAUUUCUCUAAAAUCAUAACAUUGAGGUAUUUACAAAAGAAAGAAAUUGUGCUUGGGUUUUGUAUGUAUUGCUUUGAUAAAAUUGCUGUUUUAAAAACGACUCGUUUUUUUAAGCCAAGUGUUCUUUACAUAGUUACUUGAUACUGUUAUUGUCUUCUUGUCGAUAUGUUCUGUAUUGGGAAAAAUGUAUAUUUUGGGUAAAAAUAGGUGCUGCAUAGAGCACUAAACACAACAAGAAAGUCAUUUAGGUUCUCUUAAUGUUAUAUUUAGAAGUGUGUGCGUGAAAGGGUGUGAUUUUAUUUGAACUCAUUAAAUAUUGUAAAUGGGAGCUUUUUGCCAAAAGAUGGAGAAUGAAUUUCUGUUCGUAUUGUUUUCAUUUCAUUUAUUAAUAAGUACAUUAAAGUUGGAAUUGUA